UCGCACGUCGCUUGGAAUCCGCGAGGACCGGCUAUUCGACAAGUGAAUCUUGGAUCAGCAAGUGAUCUGGAGGAUUACCAAUAUCCUGCGACAACGAGCAUCCUGACAAUACCUUCAGUGCCCUGUCCAGCCCAUGACCGGCCACACUCUUUCUCGCACUCUCGACGGGCAAGAUUAUCGAGGCAGGUAGCUAGUUUGCUUAUCAGAAGCAGCUCCAGUUGGGGACACAAGUGGGAAAUACCGUCGCAGCAGCCCUUGCCACUUUGCGGAGAGGCUAAACUGGACACGCUGCUGUGA
This is a messenger RNA of Rasamsonia emersonii CBS 393.64, 297 nucleotides long. RefSeq lists its product as uncharacterized. The transcript has a single exon. Lineage: Eukaryota; Fungi; Ascomycota; Eurotiomycetes; Eurotiales; Trichocomaceae. The record is from RefSeq and is a predicted model, not a curated record. The annotation marks the transcript as partial.